AUGCCCACGGGAGGCCCAAGAACCAUUCCACAGAUCCAAUUCGACUUCCAACGUGAACAUCCCAAGAAAAAGGCCGUACGAGAGCAACGUCGGUCUGCUGUGAGAAACGCGUUCUUGCAUUCAUGGGCGGGAUACAGAAGUCGGGCUUGGGGGCAGGAUGAGCUAGGGCCGAUAAACGGUGACGCACGAAAUCCGUUUGGUGGUUGGGGUGCCACGCUCGUGGAUAGUUUAGAUACCUUAUGGAUCAUGGGAUUGAGGAAAGAGUUUGAGGAGGCCGUCACUGCUGUUCGUGAUAUCGAUUUUUCAAAAUCGGAAAUUCCUAUAUUGAACGUCUUUGAAACCACUAUUCGUUAUCUUGGUGGCUUCCUGGCAGCCUACGACCUGUCCAAUGGCACGUACCCUGUGUUGCUUCAAAAAGCGGUCGAAGUGGCAGAUCUACUCUAUGUUGCGUUUGACACGCCAACUCGUAUGCCCGUCCUACGUUGGUUUUGGGAGGGGUCGAGGGAUAACCGGCCCCAGGACGCGAGCAAUGUCAACAUACUGGCAGAACUCGGCUCCCUUUCCGUGGAAUUUACGCGUUUGUCCCAAUUGACUGGAGAUCCAAAGUACUUUGAUGCCGUUCAGCGUAUUACCAAUGUGCUCCAAGAACACCAGAAUGGAACGAGACUUCCUGGUAUGUGGCCUCUUGGAAUAGAUGCCCUCACGCCGACAUUUACUUUCGAUAGGCGCUUUACCUUGGGCGCCAUGUCGGAUUCUCUUUAUGAAUAUCUCCCAAAGGAAUACAUGAUGUUAGGCGGCCAGAUGCCCCAAUAUAAGGAAAUGUACGAGGCCGCCAUGGAAGUCGCAAAGACGCACUUGUUCUUCCGCCCUCGGACUGCUACUGGGGAGGAUAUUCUAAUAUCCGGGACCGCAUUCGCGGCUAGCAAGUCGAUGAUCGACUUAAAGCCUGAAGGCCAGCACCUCACAUGCUUUUCGGGUGGAAUGGUAGCAAUAGCUUCUAAAAUCUUUAGUCUUCCUAAAGAUCUAGAGAUUGGCAGGAAACUUACUGAAGGUUGCGUCUGGGCUUACCGUAAUAUGCCUAGUGGCAUUAUGCCCGAAUUCUUCACCGCAGUUCCUUGUGAUCAGAAGCUGCACCCCAAAUGCACUUGGACCCCCCGUUUGUGGUUCCAUAGCGAAAAGGACGAGAAGCUAACUAGCGGGGAGCUCGCCAAGAAGGCCCGAGAGCAGGGAUUGAUACCUGGUUUUCUUAAAAUCGACAACAAGGAGUAUCACCUGAGGCCUGAGGCAAUUGAGUCCGUGUUUAUUUUGUACCGCAUUAGCGGGGACCAAAGCCUGCAAGACAAGGGUUGGGAGAUGUUCUCCGCCAUCGAGCGCCACACUCGAACGCAAAUCGCAUAUGGCGCUCUUGCAGAUGUCACGUCGCCAACACCCACGAUCAUGAACGAGAUGGAAUCGUUCUGGACAGGUGAAACUCUAAAAUACUUUUAUCUUCUCUACAGUGAGCCGGAUCUCGUUAGUUUAGAUGAGUAUGUUUUCAAUACGGAAGCCCACCCAUUAAAACGACCAAUGUAA
Ophidiomyces ophidiicola is the source of this 1572-nucleotide messenger RNA. RefSeq lists its product as uncharacterized. NCBI's taxonomy places the organism in Eukaryota, Fungi, Ascomycota, Eurotiomycetes, Onygenales, Onygenaceae. Gene Ontology annotation, biological process: N-glycan processing; carbohydrate metabolic process. The record is from RefSeq and is a predicted model, not a curated record. Gene Ontology annotation, molecular function: mannosyl-oligosaccharide 1,2-alpha-mannosidase activity; calcium ion binding. The transcript is spliced from 3 exons. The coding region runs from base 1 to 1572 and encodes 523 amino acids. Gene Ontology annotation, cellular component: Golgi membrane; endoplasmic reticulum.